Molecule: messenger RNA, 3503 nt
Organism: Phalaenopsis equestris
Lineage: Eukaryota; Viridiplantae; Streptophyta; Magnoliopsida; Asparagales; Orchidaceae
Product: gamma-tubulin complex component 5-like
Exons: 17
Coding region: 241-3285 (1014 amino acids)
Biological process (GO): meiotic cell cycle; spindle assembly; mitotic cell cycle
Cellular component (GO): centrosome; spindle pole; equatorial microtubule organizing center
Molecular function (GO): gamma-tubulin binding; microtubule minus-end binding
Source: RefSeq, a predicted model, not a curated record
UGCCGUAGAAGCUCCAUUGCCGGCGCUUCCACCUCUUUCUUCUUUUCCUUCAUCGGCAGAUGUUUGUCUCGAUAAGAGUAUAUGUCUUAUGGGAAGAUUAAAAUAUGUCUCUUUGAAGGGGAAAAUAAAUUGUCAAAGUCCUAAAAUGAAAUGCCAUGCCAUAAAUCUCGUGCUUAUUGAUUUCCAUUCAUCUGAGCUAAAGCUUACAGGCGUUAUUCGGUUAUUCUCAUUGCUUGACUGAUGUAUGCCACAAUGGCUGGGGAGUGUCAACAGAGUUUUAUCAGCAAGCUCCAUUUUAGCAUCUCAAAUGGCAUGCCUCAUGCAGAACCACUCCCUAGCUUUAAGGCGGAUGAAAAAGAACUGGUACAUGGCAUCUUACAGAUGCUGCAAGGUUUCUGCAGCCAUCUAUUUUAUUGGGAUGAGGAGGGACAAAAAUUUCUGGUGAAAAGUGGGAUUUUUGUUUGUCAUCUAUCCCAGACUAGUCUCCGUAGCAUUUUAGACAAGUUCUUAUUCUGUGGAACAUGUUUGAAGAAGGUGGAACUCUUUGUUAAGAAGGUAAAAGCUUCUCGUCAAAGAGCUCCUACCCUCGAGGCUUUUGCUAAUUCCGUCCAUUCAUGGCUCAAGAGAGUGCGGGAUCUUGCUUUAAAAGAGGAAAUAAAGUCGACUUCUAUAGAUUGCCAAAUUACAAUUACUCUCCUUCAGCUGACCAAUUCUUUAUCAAGUUUGUGCUCUGGGGCAGAGUAUCUUGCUCAAGUGGUGUAUGGAUCCAUACCGAAUGCUUGCAUUAAUUCUGAACUUGCAGUCCCAGCGAAUAAGAUUGCAGUUAUUAUUCUGGAUUCUCUGUUCAAGAAAUUGAAUGAAGCCUAUCUUGUGCCCGGUGGUGAGGAAAAACCAUAUCAUAUGUUGCUUUCCAUUAUGGUAGAAUGUAUGCUUCCGUAUCUUGAGGUGCUGGACUUAUGGUUGUAUGAAGGAUUUCUUGAUGAUCCUUGUGAGGAGGUAUUCUUUUAUGCCAACAAUGCAGUUACUGUCGAUCAGCCGACAUAUUGGGAGACCAGUUAUCUUUUUCGUCCAAAAUCCAAUAAGACUCUAGCCGACAAGAAUAUAAAAUCUACUAUUCCACGAGUCUGGAGAGAACAAGAAGGGCGAGAAGCUGUUCCAAUGUCUUUUUCUGCGAGAGGGGGUGAUCAAAAUGAAAUUAACUGUCCUAUUUUCCUGAAGGAACUCGCAAGACCCAUUGUAUCUGCUGGAAAAUCUUUGCAGUUGAUUCAGCAUGUUCGUGGCGGUGAACUCGACGUUCCAACAUGGAAAAACUCUGGUGGUCAAUUUAACAGCCAGCAAUAUGAGCAGGACGCUAAGUCAAACACUUCGAAAGCAAAUAUAUGUGAUGAGCGUUUCAAUUAUGCUGGACUAAUGGGAAUUUUAACCUUGCCUGAAGCCUUCUUGGUGUCAUUGACGGGCUUAGUAGGUGAUGGGGAUCACAUUUAUCCAAAACUAACGAUACCCUCCACUGAGAUAACUGAGAUGAUAAUGAAAGGAGUUACAGAAGAUGAACAAACAUCAUUAAAUCAUGAGAAGACAUGGAUUAAAUUUUUGGCUGAUGCAAUAACAGGGAGGAGAAAGAUAGGCUGUGGAAAAGACGAUUCUCUUAAUGUUGGAAUCGUACAAGUUCAUGAUUCAAUAAAAGUUGAACCUAAAUGUAACUCAGACUAUCGAAGCACAGAGUCCAAAGAUAUUGACAUUCUCUACCCUCAUAUUCCGAUCAUGACUGUUUCCCGGCAGUUUAUUGAAAAACACAAAGAUUCCUGGAGUAAUCUAAACAUAUCUCAGUACAUUCGCCUUCCUCCUUUGAAUGACGAAAACUUGCGAAUGGCUAUUUAUACCGAAAAGUUUAACACCACAGAUGCAAACAUUGAUAGCCAAAAUGGAGAUUCUCUUCGUCAUUGUUCUGGAACAGACUAUACUUUUGGUUUUCAACAUAGUGACGUACAACAGCUUCUUGUAGAAAAAGAUAUUAGGAAUUUGGAAUGUUUGUAUUCCUUUCCAACCUUUCUUCCUUCUUUUCAGGAAGAUGUCCCAGUGUCUGAUCUUCUUCCUUUCCAAAAGAACAGCACACUUUCCCGAAGAAUUCUUAGUUGGAUCCAAGACUUAAGUUUGAAUGUCACGCCCCAACCUGAUGUCAUCAUUAAAGAAUGUGUUGUUGUAUAUAUUAAAACACAGAUGGAUCAAAUCGGUAGACAUAUGCUUUUGAAGCUAAUGACUGAUUGGAAACUUAUGGAUGAACUUAAUAUAAUACGUUCAAUCUAUUUGCUUGGAUCAGGUGACCUGCUACAGAGGUUCCUCAUUGUAGUUUUUGGCAAGAUAGAUGAGGGUGAAUCAUGGGAUGAUGAUUUUGAGCUAAAUACAAUUUUGCAGGAAUCUAUCCGAAAUUCUGCUGAUAGUACACUUCUGAGUUCUCCAGAUUCUUUGGUUGUGUCAAUUUCGCAAUCCGAUGCUCUUGAAGAUGACGAAAAUAAAGCUCACAAAAUUGCAAAUCCACGUAGGGGUUUUGGUCAGUUUUUUGGCAUCGAUGCACUCGAUCUCUUAAAAUUUUCAUACAAGGUUUCUUGGCCCCUUGACCUAAUUGUCAAUUCGGAGGCAUUGAAGAAAUAUAACCAGGUCAUGGGUUUUUUAUUAAAGGUCAAACGUGCAAAAUACUUGCUCGAUAAGGUUCGAAGAUGGAUGUGGAAGGGAAGGACUGCAGUACAAAAUCACAAGCAUCACUUGUUAGUGGAACAAAAACUCCUCCAUUUUGUUGAUGCAUUUCAUCAAUAUGUCAUGGACAGAGUAUUUCACAGUGCUUGGAUUGAGCUCUGCACAACUAUGUCAUCUGCAGGCUCUCUUGAUGAAGUUAUAGAAGCUCAUGAGGCCUAUCUUUCGUUGAUCCAACGGCAAUGCUUUGUCGGACCAGAUAAGCUGUGGGCUCUGAUUGCGAGUAGGGUGAAGAGCAUUCUGGGUUUAGUACUAGAUUUUCACUCCAUACAGCAGACACUGCACAGUGUGGGAGCAGCUCCAGCCAUCAGGGCAAGAUGUGAAAUGGAAGUCGACCGGAUCGAAAAGCAGUUUGAUGAUUGCAUGGCCUUUCUUCUUCGAAUCUUAUCUUUUAAGAUCAAUGUAGGGCACUUUCCACACCUGGCUGAUUUGGUCACUAGAAUAAACUACAAUUACUUCUACAUGUCUGAUACUGGAAACCUGCUAAACGUUCCUAGCUUUGAGGGUGCCAAACCUGGGAGGAGUUUGAUCUCUUAACCCUGAGUCAUCAAGGUAUUAUUUUUUUGUAACAAAGUUUUCAUGUCUUGCAAAAAUUCAGGGUUAUGUUGGUAAAUGUUUUUUUUUCUAGUUGUCCUUUUUGUUGUAAUUUUGUUGAUGCAACCCACCUUGAGAUGAAUGUGUAUUUGAAAUUGUGAUUGAAUUAGCUUGAUUUUAAAGCAAAUUGUUGGCUUCUAUUUGUUUGAAGAGCCUUUGGU